AAUGAUUUUAUUUCAAACAAAAAAGUAAAGCGAAAUCGCUUACUCUGCUUCGUUUCUACGCGCACGAAACCCUAGAAAUCCCCCGAUUCCCUUCUCCAGGUUUCCCCCACCUCCCCCUCGCAGGAGCCGCAACCCCCCAAUCGCCCAAGUCCGCCACCCGAGCCCGCGAAUUCUGCGCCUUUCUUCUACCCGUUCGGGCGGCCGUCCGGCGAGCGAUUAGGGAUGGUGUUCUACUUCAAGGCACGGCCCGAGGCAGGCGACUACACCAUCUUCAUGGGGCUCGACAAGCACGAGAACGAGGACCUCAUCAAGUACGGGUUCCCCGAGGACAUCUGGUUUCAUGUAGAUAAGAUGUCCUCUGCACAUGUGUAUUUGAGAUUGAAUAAAGGUCAGACAAUGGAUGACAUAAGUGAAGGUGUGCUGGAAGAUUGUGCCCAGCUUGUUAAAGCCAAUUCCAUUCAAGGUAAUAAGGUGAAUAACGUUGAUGUUGUUUAUACACCAUGGUACAAUCUGAAGAAGACACCAUCCAUGGAUGUUGGUCAAGUUGGCUUUCACAACUCUAAAUUGGUCCGCACUGUUCAAGUGGAAAAGCGGAUCAAUGAGGUUGUGAACCGGUUGAACAAGACAAAGGUGGAGCGGACGCCUGACUUGAAGGCUGAAAGAGAAGCUGUGAGUGCUGCUGAAAAGGCAGAAAGGAAGCUGCAGCUUAGAGACAAAAAACGUAGGGAAGAGAUGGAGAGGCUUGAGAAGGAGAAGCAGGCUGAAAUAAGAAGCUACAAGGGCCUGAUGGUGCAAGAUAAGAUGACUUCCAACAAACAGGUCGCUUCUGGUAGCAAGACCUUGCAAGAACUAGAAGAGGACUUCAUGUGAGGCAACAAUGCAAAGAAUUCAAUCAUACCGCAAGAGCUCUGUAAGAACUGCUGCUUCUGUCAAAGACAGGACAGGCUCCGCCAGCUUUCAAGACUCUUGACCUGAUGAUUCCAGGCGGGAUCUUGACCUGUUAUGCUUCGUACUGUAAUGGCCUCCGUAGAUCUGUUUGAUGUGUUGAGACAAAACAGCUAUCUGUGAUCUAACUGCAGCCGAUAUGUUGGUCGGUCAAUUAUCAACCUGAUGUGGUAAUAAAACUUAUUUUCAAUGAUUUCUCUCAA
Brachypodium distachyon (stiff brome) is the source of this 1148-nucleotide messenger RNA. Its product is annotated as coiled-coil domain-containing protein 25. The record is from RefSeq and is a predicted model, not a curated record. NCBI's taxonomy places the organism in Eukaryota, Viridiplantae, Streptophyta, Magnoliopsida, Poales, Poaceae. Bases 223 to 870 code for a protein of 215 amino acids. The transcript has 6 exons.